This is a messenger RNA of Pseudomyrmex gracilis, 1187 nucleotides long. RefSeq lists its product as uncharacterized. The coding region runs from base 208 to 1065 and encodes 285 amino acids. The transcript is spliced from 4 exons. The record is from RefSeq and is a predicted model, not a curated record. NCBI's taxonomy places the organism in Eukaryota, Metazoa, Arthropoda, Insecta, Hymenoptera, Formicidae. Gene Ontology annotation, molecular function: sequence-specific DNA binding.
GGACCUAAUGGACGGCGCGUGAAGUACAGUUUUGGGAAAGGGGGGUGUAAGCUAAGAGGCAGGAGGUAAGAAGGCUAUUGUCACUUUUGCGGACAUCAAUAUGGCUGCAAGUAUACGGGAUAUUAGCCAGUUGUCAUUAUCACGGCAAUAACCUCGUGGCUUGUGAUAUCACGUAGUUUUAUUCAAGUGAUCUUUUUUAUAAAAAAAAUGCCAGAUUGCAUUGUAACUGGUUGUAACAACCGAUCAACACAAGUGCGCAAAACAAAAAAANAGCUGGAUUUAGAAAAAACCGUUCACAUCACAUUCCACAAAUUACCAAACAAUGAAGAAAAAAGAAAAGUAUGGAUAGACAAUUUGCAAUUGAAUCAAUGCAAGCUUUACAAAGGAUGCCGUGUAUGCUCGCAACAUUUUGGAGAAGAGAUGUUUGAUAGAACAUCUGCAUGUGGUCGUGUUCGGUUGAAACCAGAUGCAAUUCCAUACUCAAGCGAGGAAACUGUUUCAACUAGGACGAAAGAUACUCGUNUAAAUGUAACUGACGAAAUUCUUCCAGUUACAAGAAAAAGAACUGUAGAGAAUAGUAUAGAUGUGACGGACACAAGUGAACCAAAACGUCGGAUUAUCUCUAAUUCUUCACUUACGAUCAAGCAAGAAUCUGAAGAAAUCAUAGUCGAACGACCUUCCACACCUAAACAGUAUAUUGAUUGUGCAACAUCUGUAUCUCCGACACUUGGCGAAAAUUCACCAAGAAAGAUUUUUCUGCGUACAGUUAUAGAAAAUCAAAAACAAGAAUACAGGAAGAAAAUUUACACACUGCAGCAAGCAAACCGACGAAAGGACCAGCAUAUCAAUCAAAUGCAGGAAAUCAUUUCAGGAUUAAAAAAGAAGAAUUUCAUGCCAAGUGAGCAAUUACAAGUGUUAGAUGAUUUGGGAAAAUGCAACGCUGAUUUAUUAAAACGACAAUAUUUCAAAACCCAAAAAAAAUCACUGCCUAGGCAAUAUAGUCCUGAAUUAAGACGCUUUGCCAUAACGUUAAACUUAUUUUUAACUUUUAGUUUCAUUAGUUGAAUACAACGUACGUGUCAUGUAUAAUCAUAAAGCUAAUUAUAAUUAGCAUAAUAACUUUUAUUUAUUUUUGUAAACUUGUAUUUGUGACACACUUGUGAUAAAUAAAAUAUUGAUAUAAUUUA